Drosophila suzukii is the source of this 4510-nucleotide messenger RNA. RefSeq names its product Ankyrin-repeat, SH3-domain, and Proline-rich-region containing Protein (gene ASPP). Lineage: Eukaryota; Metazoa; Arthropoda; Insecta; Diptera; Drosophilidae. Gene Ontology annotation, molecular function: p53 binding. Gene Ontology annotation, cellular component: nucleus. Gene Ontology annotation, biological process: regulation of apoptotic process. The record is from RefSeq and is a predicted model, not a curated record.
GAUGUCGUAGCGUUCAGUUCAGUUCCUCCAGCUUUGAUAUCAGUCAGUUGUGCUUUGGCUGGCAGUCGCGAAAGUUGCGAGCUAACGCGAUAUUGCCCUCUGCCGCUAACGUCAUUUCCGGUUCGGUUCGGUUCGUCCGUAAUAACGUAACGAAACGUAAGCACUUUGUUUUGGGCAAACGCGCCUCCAUCGUUUGGCGCAUUUUUCGUGAGUUAUUAAAAUGCGAUAAAAGCCAGUGAAUCGAACACGAAUCGCGUCGGUUUCUCCAAGUGCACUGAAUAAUAACCAAAACGAAACAUAAAUUCAAAUAAACCAAAGAUAAAUCGAAGCGAAAAAUCAAAAGAGGCCGUCGAAAAUGUUGACCUGCGUGUGUCGACCCGUCUCCGGCAAUCUGCCCAAGAUGCCGCCCGCCUCCCUGAUGCCCGCCCACCGGGCAUCCUCAUCAUCGUCAUCAUCAUCGACAGCCUCCCUGGCCUUUGUCAGCCCCACGCGAGGAGUGGUGGUGACCUCUGAGCCCAAGCUGAAUGUGCCCAGCAGGCUGACGUCAGCCGAACUGAGGGCGAUGGCAUUGAGACAGCAGCAGCAAAUCGACAGCCAGCACCAGCUGCUGGCCACCAAGGAGCAGCGCCUGCGCUUCCUCAAGUCGCAGGAGGUGCGCAGCGCAGUGGCCAGCGCGGAGGGCGAGCGGCUCCGCCGGCUGCGGGAGCGGGUGGAGGCCCAGGAGUCCAAGCUGCGCCGCCUGCGAGCGCUGCGGGGUCAAGUGGACCUGCAGAAGACCUACAAUGUCACCCUGAGCAAUGACUUGGACUCGAUUCGAGCGCUGUUCAGCGAAAAGGAGAAGGAGCUCAGCCUGGCCGUGGCCAAGGUGGAGGCUCUCACCCGCCAGCUGGAGGAGCUGCGACGUGACCGUCGAUGUCCUGUGAACAUCCUGGCAGCAGCUGGCAAUGGAGUUGGCCAGGCCCUUCCUCCCCAGGCAUCCCGCGAGCUGGAAAAGUUGCGCCGCGAACUGAUGUAUCGCAAUCAGUUGUCACUGCAGCAGGAUGCACGGCUGCACAUGCAACGCGAGGCGCUGCAGCAACGACAGGCGGAGUUGCGGUCGGUGGACCAGCGCAUUUAUGAGCUGCAGACGCGCCUGCAGCGCAAAAAGCAGGCCAACACCCAUCACCAGCAACAGCAGCAGCAGCAGCAACAUCAGCAGCAGCAACAACAGCCGACGGUGCAACAGCAACAGCAGCAGCAACAUCAACAGCAGCAGCAACAACUGCAUGUGCAGUCUGCCCAGUUGCUGGCAGCAGCAGCUGCAGCAGCAGCAGCAGCAACUGCCCAGCAGCAACAGCAGCAGCAGCAGACAUUCCAGCAGUCUGGCAGCAACCUGGCCAGCAAACAUGGCGGAGUGGCUGCCCUCAAGCAGCAACUGCUGCAGAAGCAAGUGAAUCAACUGGCAGCUGCCGCCGCCGCCGCUGCCGCUGGACGAGCUCGUGGCAAUGUUGCCGCAGUGGAGCCCUUCAUCCACACGCCCCAGAAGUCCACCAUCACGAGCACGGCCAGCUAUCUGAGUGGCGGGAUGAAGCAUGCUGCAGCAACGGCUAAUACCAACCAGCAGAACCAGCUCAUCCAAGACUUGACGCACGUCAAGCUGGGGCAGAACAAUGGUUUCUUUGCGGGAUCUGUGCCCGUGCCGGUGGCCAAUGCCAAUGCGACUUCCAGCAGUGAAAGCGACGAGUCCAAAUUGGCCAAGAAGCUGCUGGCGGCUCCUGGCAAGACGGAGGCUGAGUUGCGCCAAAAGGCUCAAACGGAGGCCAUGGACAGCACCACGCAUAUUUACGCGGAAGUGGGUCCCAAGAAGAGAGAUCGGGAAGCGGCGGCGGCGGCAGCAGCAGCAGCAGCAGCAGCAGCUCAAGCAGCUGCAGAGGCAGCCAGCCAAGCAGCAACAUCUCCUCCCGCCUCCACGAAUGCCAGCAAAAUCCCCAAGAGCAUCUCCUCGAGCAGCAGCACUAGCAGUUCCGCCUCCGCCCUGAUCAACAAACUCAACCAGCAGGCAACGGCAAAGGAGAGCCAGGAUCAUCAGCAUUCCAAGAAGAACGAGAUUUCAGUGACCAGCGAAACACUAUCCGAGCGCAACACCCAGCAGCAGCUCACUGUGCACAGCAUGCCCCUGGGGGCGAUUAGCAAAUCGGUGGCCCUGGCCGUGUCCAAUGCCUCCAAGCCGCUCCAGGUGCAGGUGGGCAAUCUGGCGGUGCCGCCACGCAAGCCCAUCAGCAGUGUGGCGCCCACAUCGAUGGGCAGCGGCAGCGGUAGCUCCAUACCCAAAAUGAUCACCUACAGCCCCAAGGUGAAUCGCGUGGCGCCCAAUGUGGUGAUGACCGAUCCCCGACCCGCCCUGCCGCCCAAGCCCAGCAAGAUGUCACCCACCGAGCAGCCAUCGCCAGUGGAGGCCAGUGCAUCCGGAUCCGGAGGAUCAGGAGGAGCAGCGCCGACAGCCAAGACCCAGACGGCCACCUUUGGCCUGCAAUCGCUGAACAUCAAUGACAACUUGCCCAUCAAGGCCAAGCCACUGACCAUUCGCAAGCAGCCGCUGUUCGAGCAACCUCGCCUCAAGUCCAGCCAAUCCAGCUCCAAUGGCCAACAGAAGCCCCCACCAGUGCUCCAAAAUCAGCGAAAAUCGGAGACUCCAGUAAGACAGCUGGCGGAUAGCCAACAGGACACAACCUCACCCCAGCCCUCGCCGAGCAGUGAAUCCAGCGCGGAUGAGACAGAUCGCAUGGUAGUCCCACCAGCCAGUCAGCAGGAGACCACAUCCACAACCACAUCCUCAUCCGCAUCCACAACCAUAACGACAACCAGCAACAUCAAGGAGCGAACGGGCAACGGAAAACCCAAGCUGGCGAGAAGAGUGAGCUUCGAUCCCUUGGCCCUCCUGCUGGACGCCAGUCUGGAGGGGGAACUGGAGCUGGUCAAGAAGACGGCCAUGCAAGUGGCCAAUCCCAGUGCGGCCAACGAUGAGGGGAUUACGGCGCUCCACAAUGCCAUCUGUGCCGGCCACUUUGACAUUGUCAAAUUUCUCGUUGAGUUUGGCUGCGAUGUGAAUGCCCAGGAUUCGGAUGGCUGGACGCCACUGCAUUGUGCCGCCAGCUGCAACAAUCUGUCCAUGGUCAAGUUCCUGGUGGAGAAUGGCGCCUGCCUGUUCGCCUCCACGCUGUCGGAUCACGAGACGCCGGCGGAGAAGUGCGAGGAGGAUGAGGAGGGCUUCGAUGGUUGUUCCGAGUAUUUGUACAGCAUCCAGGAGAAGCUGGGCAUCCUGCACAAUGGGGACGUGUACGCCGUGUUCUCCUACGAGGCCCAGAACGGCGACGAGCUCUCCUUCCACGUGAACGAGCCGCUGAUCGUGCUGCGCAAGGGCGACGACGCCGAGAACGAGUGGUGGUGGGCCCGGAAUGCCGGCGGCGAGGAGGGCUACGUGCCCCGCAAUCUCCUGGGGCUGUACCCACGUGUGCCGCCGCAUUCGCCGCACUUCAGCGAUUAGCAGUUAAUACGCUUCACCAUACUGAAGCGCAAGGCCGGCCGACUCAUCCAGAAGCGCUACAUAUCCAAGUACAUCUAGGAGUCCCUGGCCGAUUCUGGGCACGUGCCACCGCAGGAGUCAUCGGGGAAUUAUUUAUCACGGCCCAUGUUUCUUUCUGUUUACUUUUUGUUUCGAGAAAAGCAACACAAAGGACGAGGAACGAGCAGGAAGGAGCGGGCUCACCAUAUGCUCAUCCAUAUGGAAUGGAACCGACUGCAGCAGCACCACCAGCAGCAGCUUCCGCCUGAGUCAUUUAUCCCGACGACUGGCCCCAAUUAGCCCGGCUUUCGCACAAAGUUCAGCACACCACAUAUCACCCUCAUAUCACCGAUACAUAUACAUAUGUACCAACCCCCCGACCACCCUGCAUACGUACAACCGCAAAUUGAAUUUCACUUAAGCCCCUUAGCUUUAAGGCCUAGACUUAUAACUCAUAUCAGCCGCCUGCUCGCCACAAAAACUUCACCUUCAAGUUUCUGCAAUGAAAAAAGUUCAAAUUGGAAAAUGGAAAAUUAGAAACAAUAAAUUCCUGAACGCCCACACACACACAAAAUGUUUCAUCAACGUUUAGCUGAAGGAGUUUUGUUAAUUGCAUAUAUCAAGUUAGUACUUAAACUUUAAUUGAACUCGAACCAAGUUCACACACAAAUCGAGGGAAAACAUUUUAACACAGAUAACAAAACUGACACAAGGAGAAUACAUAACGAAUCGAAUGUGAUUUUUGUAUAAAGACGAGAAUAAUUUAAACAAUUUGUAUCGAAUAUGAAAAUGUAAAUUACAUAAAGCGGAUUCGUUGACAAGUAAUCGCAUUAUAGGUUAUACGUUCUAAUUUAGCUUAAUUUAAUUACACCUAAUAUAUCGAUUGCUUAAUACAUAGCGUGUAAGGAAAACAACACAUUAAAAUGCAAAUACGUUGGAAAAUAAAACGAUUAAGAAAGCUUAUGUAAA